Molecule: messenger RNA, 3912 nt
Organism: Panicum virgatum (switchgrass)
Lineage: Eukaryota; Viridiplantae; Streptophyta; Magnoliopsida; Poales; Poaceae
Product: protein NETWORKED 2D-like
Exons: 4
Coding region: 838-3750 (970 amino acids)
Molecular function (GO): actin binding
Source: RefSeq, a predicted model, not a curated record
UUGCGGCCUCGCGCCCUCCCCUACAUCGCCUCCCUCCAUCUACUGCUCCGCGCUGUGCACUGGCCGCGCCGGCGGUCUGAUUCAUGGAGGAGGAGGCGGAAGAGCAAGGGGGCGGCGGCGGCGACGUGGAUGCUCCUUCAACGCGUGACCGGGGAUGUGGACGCUGUUGCUCGGCGCGGCCGGCACGGUGGACGCUCCUGCUCGGCGCGAGUCUGCCCCCAUCUAAAAUUUCCGGCGAGCUACACCACUGGUUGCUUGACCUAAACAUAUCACCGACACCAAGCAUGGUUCUAUGCAUUUGCUAUUGCUUGCAUAUACAAAUGUUUAAAUAAAACUUGUAGUUAAAUCUUGGACAUGACUUAAGAGAUGAGCGCGUAAUAAUAGUCACCUUGAAAUUGCUAAUGACCCUAUAUCGCUUCAGAAAAGAGAUGGCUAAAGAUCAACUCGUUGGUGUGCUCUGUGUUUUUGUGAAGUGCUCGUGCAUGGAGCCUAUUGUGAGACUUUGAGCAUUUCAUAGUGCUCUCAUCCACAGGGCAAUGCCUCUUUGACAGACAAGUGCAGGAAGGAAAGUCUUGUUGUAUGACCUUCCUUGUGCCUUUGCUGUGUUGUGUUCUCCUUUCCUUUAACCUCUCACCAUCCGUACUAUUUUUAGCCAUUGUCGUGUAUCUGCAAGGAAAGGACUUGGCUAUUAGCCUCACAAUGACCUCUCCCCCCUCCUCCUUUCUUGCUCCCUUUGUCUCCAGCCUCUCUUCUCUUGCAUGGUAAUUAUCAUGUCAACAAACGAUUAAUGCUGCUGCUAGAUUGGAUUUCAGACAAGGUGAAGGAGGAAGAGACAAGAUGCUGCAGCGGGCGGCAAGCAAUGCGUAUUCAUGGUGGUGGGCAAGCCACAUCCGCACCAAACAGUCAAAAUGGCUCGACAACCACCUCCAAGAUAUGGAACACAGGGUCAAGUGCAUGCUCUUGCUCCUUGGGGAGGAGGCUGAUUCCUUUUCAAAGAGAGCAGAGAUGUACUACAAGAGGCGACCUGAGGUGAUCACUCAGGUGGAAGAAGUAUAUCGGGCAUACAAGGCUCUGGCUGACCGGUAUGAUAUCAUGUCAGGGGAGCUGCACAAAGCAAACCACACCAUCGCCACUGCAUUUCCUGACCAGGUCCAGUAUGCAAUGCUGGAAGAGGAGGAUGAUAACAUACCAAAGGCAUUCACCCCAGUUGAUCCACGCAAAAUCCACAAGUCAACUGUUGAUGGGUUGAUGAAGAAGAAAAAGGGAGAACAUGCUGGAUCAAAGGGUGGGGGAGCAAAGAAUAGUAGUACCUCAGCUCCAAUCAAUAAGGAGAACGCAGGGGAAGAGAUUAGCAGGCUACAGAAAUCUAUACUUGUCAUGCAGACUGAGAAAGAAUUUAUCAAAAGCUCCUACGAGAGCGGCAUCGCAAAGUACUGGGAUCUUGAGAAGGAAAUCAACGAAAUGCAGGAACAGGUUUGUCACUUCCAAGAUAAGUUUGACGAAAGCGCGGUGAUUGAAGACGAUGAAGCCAGAGCCUUGAUGACAGCAACCGCACUCAAGUCCUGCGAAGACACUAUUGUAAAACUGCAAGAACAGCGGAAGGCCUCUGCGGGGCAAGUAAUGGGAGAGUCUGAGAGAGUCAAGGUUUUCAGAGAGAAGCUCGAGGCUAUAAUGAAGAAACAUGGAAAAUCUCUGCCGGGUCCUCUGGACUUGGCUGACAAGAACACACGAAAGAGCCACAGCACAGAGAUGGAGGAUGUUUACCAUGUCAAACAAGGUGCUAUAGAAACGCAGGCCAUUAUUGACAAGAUCAAGGAACACUUUGAGAAGGACUGCAACAUCUCAAUGGCAGAAGUUACAGAGAGAAUUGAUGAACUUGUCAACAAGGUUGUUGACUUGGAGCUCAUGGUUUCAUCACAAACCUCCCAGAUAGAUCGACUCUGUCGAGAAAACACUGAGCUGGAAAAUUCCCUGCAGAGCCUUGACGAUGAGAAUACAACGCUGGACAGCGGAUCAAGUGAACUGGAUGAGAAGCUCAGACAAGUAGAAGAGGACCUUGUCAGAGUUCAGGCUCUUGAAAGCUCCUUCCACAAGGACGAAAGCACAAUCCGUUCCAAUUUCGUAGAAGCGAUAAGCAGAUUCAGAGAUCUCUCAGACUUGCUGCUAUCGCCAGUUUGUGAGCCGCAAGAGCAACACACUGGUUCUGCUUCUGCUUCUGCAUCUGCAGAGACGACCCAUGAAGCACCAGCAGCAGUUGAGUCGACAGAGCCAAUAUCAUCAGAUGAGCCAAUAUCGUCAUCAGAUCAGCAGAUUGCUGACCCCCACGCCGCUGAGAAUAAUGCCGGGGCAGCGUCUAGUACUGUCAAGCCAGACGAAGCUGAUGAUGCACUGGUUGUGGCGGGCACUGAUGAGCCGUCAUCCGGUAGCACCGAAAGCAGCAGCAUCGAGCAGCCGCAACAAGUAGAUGUCGUCGGACAGGACAAGAGCUCACGUGAGAGGGGUUCAUUGUUGGUACGCCUCCGUCACAUUUCGUCAGACAACCUUGGAGGAGGCAACGAUGGGAUGGAAGAGAUGGCCAGCAAGGUCGUCGCGGAUUCAUCUUCGUCUGCUACUGACAUGAUGAAGCUGCAGGAGAGGCUCGCAGAUAGCCUGGAAGACAAGGAGAAGGUGCUCCUAGGCGAGUACACCUCGCUCCUCGAGGACUACAAGGACGCCAAGAGGAGGCUUGCGGAAAUGGAGAAAACGAACCAGGAAUGCCUCAAGGAGAUCCGCUCACUCCGCGAAGAGAUGGCGAGCUCCGCCUCCGCAGGGGAAGGAGUACCCCGGCGGGGUCACAGGAGGACCCCGAGCUACUCGUCUCUCCACCAGAGGCGACCCAGUGUCUCCUCCCUGUCGAGGCUGAUAAGGAUGAGCUCCACCAUCCAGCAGCAGGACCCAGCAGCAGCUGAGCAAGUCGGCGGGGGCUUCAACCUGGAGGACCUGAGGCUGCCGACCGUUGCGGCGGCGGGGAACGCGUCGCCCCUGGAGGAGAAGUUCAGGAGGGACAUCGACACGCUCCUGGAUGAGAACCUCGAGUUCUGGAUGAAGUUCAGCUCGUCCCUGCAGCGGGUGCAGGAGUUCCAGAGCAAGCACGAGGGCCUGCAGAGGAAGCUGCAGCUGAUCAACAGCGAGGACGCGGCGGCCAAGCAGGACGGCUCGACGGAGAAGCAGCUGCGGGCCUUCAAGACGGAGCUGCAGGUGUGGUCGGAGCAGAACGCGAUGCUGCGCGGGGAGCUCCAGUGCAGGUUCACCUCGCUCUGCGACAUCCAGGAGGAGAUCACGGCGGCGCUGGACGGGGAGGCGGACGCGGACGCGGACGCGGAGGCCGACCACCAGUUCAAGUCGUACCAGGCCGGCAAGUUCCAGGGCGAGGUCCUCAACAUGCAGCAGGAGAACAACAGGGUGUCGGACGAGCUGCAGGCGGGGCUGGACCACGUCAAGGGGCUCCAGGUGGAGGUGGAGCAGGCGCUGGCCAAGCUGCACCGGAGCGUCAGCUUGCCGGCGCAGCAGACGGCGCACGGCGAGGAUUCCAGCUCCUCCGCCCAUGGCGGCAGCAUGGGGCGCCCGCCGUCCAACAAGUCCAAGGCGGUGCCGCUGCAGUCGUUCCUCUUCCCGGCCAAGAACAAGAAAACGUCUCUGCUCGCCCGCGUCACGCCCGUGCUCCAGAAGCAGCAGGCGGAGAUGAAGUUUCUUGCCAAGUUGCCAAGGUAGCAGCUAGCUAUUCUACAUCUUAAUUUUGGUGCUCAGUUCAGUUGCUGUGCAAUGUAAUUUCCUCUACGUUCGAGGUCAAUGGAUUCAUUCAUGUGCAUGCUGUCGUGUGUGGAAUCUACUUACCUGGAAUAAAUAAAGUAAAAAUAUAAAUUUAGCAGUACA